UUUAGCUUCUCUGAGCUGGGUUUCUGCUGCUUAUUUGGACUGAUAGACAGUAUCAGUGUGAAAAAUCACAAGAGACUAUAAGAAAUUAUAAGAAAUUUCAAAGUUCUGGCUUUUGCCAUUCAAGUCCAACUAUCUUCUAGGAGAAGGAGAUGGCUUUGUAUCCCCUGCAAAUUGCAGGACUGGUUCUUGGAUUCCUGGGAGUAGUUGGGACUCUUGCUACAACUCUGCUGCCUCAAUGGAGAGUGUCUGCCUUCAUUGGCAGCAACAUUGUGAUAUUUGAAAGGAUCUGGGAAGGACUUUGGAUGAAUUGUGUCCAACAAGCACAUGUGAGGUGGCAGUGCAAAUAUUAUGGCUCUCUUUUGGCUCUCCCACCUGCCUUAGAAGCAUCCCGGGCACUGAUGUGUGUGGCGAUUGCUUUGUCCUUGAUUGCCCUACUUGUUGGCAUUUUCAGCACGAAGCAAGCCCGGUGUACUGGCUCUAAUGAGCAAGUCAAGUUUUACCUCCUGGGAGCAUCUGGAGUCCUUUUCAUCCUGACAGGCAUCACCAUUUUGAUUCCUGUAUGCUGGACAGCCAAUCUCAUCAUCAAGGACUUCUACAACCCAACUAUUCAUGUAGGACAGAAACGGGAGCUGGGCGCUGCACUCUUUCUUGGCUGGACAACUUCAGCAGUUUCCUUUAUUGGAGGAGUUCUUCUCUGCAGUGUUUGUUUCUGCAAAAGAAGGAGGAGGAGGCACAGACGUUCAUCAACAGAACACCGAGUGCAGUACAAACCUCAACACCAAAAAAUGAUGGCAAGUAAGACCUCUACCAGUUAUGUCUAGCACCUGCUAGCUCAGAAUAUGGACUUAGGUGAAGGUCCUGCUUAUCUCUUUCUUGAAACUGUAUGAAUGGAAAGAGGGAGAGUUUGGUUUGUAACUGGUUAUAAACUGUGGUAGAACCCAUGGAGGAUUGUGUUCUAUCACCAGAGUUAAGAAUGGAAAUGAUUUUAUGCACAGUUAAUUUUAAAUUAUUUGCUUAUUGUUGAACCUGAAUAAUUUUCAUCUCUACUUACACUUCUGCCUAAAACUCCUAGUGGGCAUGCUGAACUAACUUUUUUGUCCUAUAGUGAAAACUCUCAACUUAUGAAAAGAAUUUUUUAAACCCUCUAAGAAAAUGACUCAUAAAAGCAGCAAUUGUGGAAAGAAAUAAAAAGUCAGAAUUCUUACUGGUAAUUUUUGAAUGAGUGAAUGAAUGAAUGAAUGAAUGAAUGAAUAACAUGUGCCAAUCAAUGGAGAUAUAAGUACAACUUGAAGAAGACUGAUUUAAGUGUGCAUUUGUUUGGUUUUAGAGAUGCCAAAAAAAGACACCAUUCAAAUUUAAGACCAUAUGUUUUGAUAACCUGUGAUGUUCUGAGAGCAAAUAGAAGAAUGUAUAUGACCUGAGGAAAGGAAUAAGAAUUUAGGACAUUAACACUAAUUUUCAUCUACAUUAAAAAAUAGGUCCAAGUGAGAGACUUAAUCUUUUAGUGUUGAAAGCACUAGUUAUUCUUUUUGGCUGUGCUAUUUAGUCACUUGUCAAGUGUAGGAAUAUAAAAUAAAGUGGAGACUUGAGGUAACAGUUCAUUGAGGCAAUGAUUAAGGCCAAAGUAAAUAUUUCCCUCCUAAAACAUAAAGAGAAAUAAAGCAAAAAAUAAUUUGGCUUCGUAGGAAUUAUUUGGACCAUUAUUUCAUUUCUUUAUUUUACCAGUAAACAUAUAGAUUAGGGAGGUAGGGGAAAUAUGUUCAUUAAUUUUGAUUUGCUACUUUUCAUCCUUCUCUACGUUAAAACAUAAACAUUUCUAAAUCCAUUUUUGGCUAUUCAAGUUUAGGAAGCACAAAGAAUUCUGGGCAAUCUACAAAGUUUCCGAUGAAAGAACCAAGAAUUUAGUUGAUUAAGUAUUUAUUGAAUAUGUGUUAUGUGAAAGGUACUGUUGCAGAGUUGAAUACAUGAGUGACUUGAACAAGCUCACUCAUUAUGAAGCAAAUUGGUGAAGAUAGUCCUAUGUUAGAAUGUCUUUACAGGGACAGUCAAAAAGUUAGUAACAUCUCAAGAAGACCAGGUCCUGAUGAUCCUUGGCCUUAUCUCCUCAACCCUCAGGAGUACCUAAC
Molecule: messenger RNA, 2126 nt
Organism: Vombatus ursinus (common wombat)
Lineage: Eukaryota; Metazoa; Chordata; Mammalia; Diprotodontia; Vombatidae
Gene: CLDN17
Product: claudin 17
Exons: 1
Coding region: 150-821 (223 amino acids)
Biological process (GO): cell adhesion; bicellular tight junction assembly
Cellular component (GO): plasma membrane; bicellular tight junction
Molecular function (GO): structural molecule activity
Source: RefSeq, a predicted model, not a curated record